Molecule: messenger RNA, 594 nt
Organism: Lotus japonicus
Lineage: Eukaryota; Viridiplantae; Streptophyta; Magnoliopsida; Fabales; Fabaceae
Exons: 2
Coding region: 1-594 (197 amino acids)
Source: RefSeq, a predicted model, not a curated record
AUGGAUCCUUUAGAAUUUCCUUUUGAUAUCAAAGCUUACAAAAGGCAGUCUGAAAUUGAAGAGAGGUAUAUCGUCAACCGGUUCAGGGAGCAACGAAACCAAAUAGAGGAAGGAUACACACCUCGUGUCAAGAGAAAAUAUCUCUAUAUAGAUCAUGCAGCGGCAAACCAAAGACUGAUUGAUGACUACUUUACAGAUCAACCUACAUAUGACGAUGGAAUGUUUUGUCGGCGAUUCCCGAUGCGGAAACAUGUGUUCUUUCGGAUCGUUGGGGACCUAUCUAGCAGUGACAACUACUUCACCCAAGCAAAAUGUACCACAGCCAUGCGAAUGUUAGCAUAUGGUGUGGCGGCCGAUGCGGUCGAUGAAUACAUCAAAAUAGGAGGCACAUUGAAUGAUAUAAACGUUCUAGACAGUUCACCCGUGUUCGAUGAUGUUGAACAGGAAAAUACUCCAAGAGUGAACUUCUUUGUGAAUCAACGUUCGUAUAAUAUGUCAUACUAUCUUGUUGACGAUAUCUACCCUUCUUAUCUGACUUUCGUCAAAUCAAUUAGACUUCCUCAAAGUGAACCAGAUAAGUUAUUUGCAAAAUAG